AUGCCUCCUAAAAAGGAAUCUGAUUCUCUAAAUAAGACCAUAACUGAAUGUAUUGAAAAAUUCUUUAUUGAAAAUACAACAUUCGUUAACAAAAUAGCUGAACUGGUCGUUAAAAAUAUAAAAGAUCAAAUGGAAGAUACCUUUAAGAGCUUUAAUGAUAAAAUUAAUGUUCUUGUUGAUGAUAAUAAAAAACUUCAAGAAAAGGUUUUAUUAUUGGAACAACAUAAAUCCACAUCUACUGAGGGACUCAGUCCUGAAGAAAUUAUCCAAGAAGUUCUCCAACGUGAAAAAAGGAAAAAUAACGUAAUUAUAUAUAACGUUAAAGAAUGCAAUGAUUACAAUACACGUGAAGCGGAAGACAAUGUUGUUAUUUCUAGGAUCUUUAAUUAUUUAAAUAUUACCAUUUCUGACAUCAAACCAAUUAGACUUGGCAAAUUUUCGCCUACAGCUGAGAAACCACGACCCGUUAGAAUUAAUUUCAACGAAGAAUCCUUGGUUCACAACUUUAUAAAGCAAGUUAAAAAACUAAAAAAUAUGGAGGAUUUUAAAAACAUCAACGUGUCAUUAGAUAGAACUCCAAGGCAACUCCAGUUAUAUUCCUCAGUAAAAUUAGAACUUUCUAAUCGUUUGGCAAAUGGAGAAAACAACAUCAGAAUUAAAUAA
This is a messenger RNA of Brassicogethes aeneus, 663 nucleotides long. The record is from the annotation of a GenBank genome assembly. NCBI's taxonomy places the organism in Eukaryota, Metazoa, Arthropoda, Insecta, Coleoptera, Nitidulidae.